AUGGGUGAGGUGUCCGCAGACGCCGUCACCCUGGAUCUGCUGAGAGAAGCCAGGGAGACGGUGAGCAGCAGCCCCCUGGGUGUCAUCAACACUCUCAUGAUCCCCUAGUGCCAGACGACCCUGCCUCUCGACAUCCACUGCAACAUCCACAUCAAACUGGAGAACAUGCAGAUAACUGGCUCUUUCAAGAUCAGAGGAGUGGCCAACCAGUUUGCCAGGAGACCAAAGGGGGGUGAUUUUGUCACCAUGUCCGCCGGGAACUAUGGGAAGUCUUUUGCGUACGCCUCGAAACACUAUGGGUCAAAGGGCAAGGUGGUGAUGCCCGAAACGGCCCCCGUGUCCAGAUCCACCCUGAUACAGAGUUUCGGGGUGGAGGUGGAGCGAGUUCCCACCUCCUGUCUGAUGAAUGUGGUGAACCGCUGCGUUCAGGAGGGCGACAUGACCUUCCUGCACUCCUACGAUGACCUGGAUCUAAUAGCAGGACACGCCAGUCUGAGUUUAGAGGUGCUGGAGGUGGUCCCCGAGCCUGACGUGGUGGUGGUGUGCUGUGGUGGAGGGGUGCUGCUGGCCAGUGUGGCCGCUGCCAUCAAACUGUCAGGCUGUGAUAAGACCAGAAUCUACGGUGUGGAACCAGAUGGAGCCUGCACCAUGUACAGGAGUUUCAUUGAGAAGAAGCCAGUGGGCAUGGACACCAAGAGCAUCGCCUCAGGACUUUUGCCUCCUUUUCUUUGCAUCGCAGGCACACUGCCCUUCGAGUUGUGUCAGCGUUACGUGGAGGGGAUUGUCCUCAUAAACGAUGAAGAGAUCAAGGCGGCCGUGUCCACCCUCUACAGGUCCGGCCUUGUGGUCGAGCCGUCGGGCUGUGCCGCGUUCACCGCCAUCGUUAACGACAAGAUACCCGAGCUGGAGGGGAAGAGCGUGGUGUGCAUCCUCAGCGGAGGGAACAUUGAAAAGGACGAGCUCGUUAACUUCCCAGGCUGA
Messenger RNA from Anarrhichthys ocellatus (wolf-eel), 981 nucleotides. RefSeq names its product L-threonine dehydratase catabolic TdcB-like. Gene Ontology annotation, biological process: L-threonine catabolic process; L-serine catabolic process. Gene Ontology annotation, molecular function: threonine deaminase activity; L-serine ammonia-lyase activity. The transcript has 6 exons. Lineage: Eukaryota; Metazoa; Chordata; Actinopteri; Perciformes; Anarhichadidae. The record is from RefSeq and is a predicted model, not a curated record.